Messenger RNA from Exophiala xenobiotica, 1702 nucleotides. RefSeq lists its product as uncharacterized. The coding region runs from base 210 to 1382 and encodes 390 amino acids. The transcript has a single exon. NCBI's taxonomy places the organism in Eukaryota, Fungi, Ascomycota, Eurotiomycetes, Chaetothyriales, Herpotrichiellaceae. The record is from RefSeq and is a predicted model, not a curated record.
GCUAGCGGCUAACACAUAACGACUUUCACAGGUCGUCAAUAAGAUCUACUGGUGGUAGACUCCUUAACAGCUCGAAUUGUUCAUGCCUCAUCUGAGUCUCUCGGGCGUCUUACGCAAUGACGCGAGCGCAUUAGGAUUUUGAUCUGGGCGGUGUCAUUCUUUGGUGGUGUUCUUUUUCUGCACACUCGCAUUCUUUCAGGGCCGUCCAAAUGGCUUUCAACACCCUCUUCCGAAGAGCGUACUGGACUCUUGCGGCUUGUGGGCUGGUGUAUGCCUUGGUGAUCGGAGCCCUCACACAUCCCACUGUCCAGCGGAAUGCGACAUAUGCUCACAAUAUCAACCCGACCUAUUUCCAGGACCUGAACAAUACCGAGCAGUUUGGAUUCUUGUAUCAUCAAAUCCAGCCAUUCACGGUCACCACGCCAGACAAUGUCACUCUGUUCGCCUGGCAUAUAUUACCACUUCAUCUGUAUCGCGAACACGAACAAGAACUGAAGAGUCAGGCCAAUUUUGGGCUCAAGCCAUGGGACCAAGCCGUAAAUACCGAAGGCAUUCGGAUCCUACUGGACGACCCCAAUGCAACUGUCGUGGUAAGCUUUCAUGGGAAUGCUGCGCACAUCGCCUCAUCCUACCGUCCUCCCACGUAUCAGCAAAUCAUGAGCUCCUCGACGCCAGACAAGCCUGUUCAUGUGAUUGCCUUUGAUUAUCGUGGGUUCGGCCUGAGUACCGGGACCCCGACCGAGGAGGGCGUAAUUCAAGAUGGCAUCACGGUGUUGACAGCCGUUACAGGCCAAAGGUCUGAUGGAGACCAGAAGUCUGAAGGCGUGGAUCCGUGUCGAGUCAUCUUAGUUGGCCAGUCGAUGGGAACGUUCACUGCAACUGCUGCUUACCGCGACUGGGUACUGAAGCUUGGGCUGCCACCAUUCAAAGCACUGGUGCUCAUCGCCAGUUUCACCUCUCUGCCCGAGUUGUUGGAGACUUACUCUUUUAAAGGGCUAACACCUCCUUUAUUGUCGCCAUUGCUUCCCUAUCCCCGCCUACAGCAAUGGGUGCUCUCCAAGAUCGCGGACAAAUGGGAGACCACGAGAAGAUUGACGGAAUUAGCAAGCAAUCCAGACAUCGAGCUGAAACUGACAAUGAUGCACGCUCGAGACGACUGGGAAAUCCCGUGGCGUCAAGGUCGUGCCAGCUGGGACCGUGUGCUGGAUCGCGCAUCAAAUGGCAGCAUUGACUUCUCUCGCAAUCUUGACUACGAAGAGUGGAAGAGUGCUGAUGGUAAGAAGGAGCUCCGAUGGGAAAGGCUUCGACAUGGAGGACAUAACAGAAUCCCUACUAGCGAGCACGCUAAACUCGCUUUGUUGAAGUUGAUAGAGGGGGAGUGAUGGACUCCUGCGUCCAACACUUGCAACAGCAAGCUAAACGCAUGCAAGAUGAGAAGGAGCUCGGUGUCCACGGCCCAUGAUGGUCCCCAUUGCAAUGGAUGGUGAGGCCUCCUCCCCAUCUCCACAAGUGUCACUGGCGCCGGUUAUUUGCUUAGGCUGCACGGGGUAAAGGUGGGCUCAGAACCUGUGGAUCGUGGGAAUUAUUCGCAAGUCCUGAUGGUCUUUUCGUUUAUCGUUCUUCUAGACGGCCUGUCAUGACCUCUGUACGAAUAUAGAUACUUUAGGAUAGAUUCAUUGUAGAGUGCUAGUGGCAAUUCAAG